UGGUCACAGUAUAAUUCUAUAGUAUAACGGAACUAUAAACUUUUUUUUUGUUACGUUCAUGCUUGAUGAAUCAUAACCUAAAUUUCGUGUAUUCUACGUGUCUUCAAGCACUUUCGAGAUAUUGCUGAUGCAGUCUAUUUGGAUUUAUGUUCUUACAAAAUUUUAAACAAAGUGAUUGUCUCUCAUAUAUUAUUCAAUCAUCACGAUAAGUGUUACAUAUAUUAUAAAAAAUUAGACGUUUAUGAGUUUAUUUGCAAGUAAUCAACCAUGAGUAAAAGCAUGGGUGGGCCAAGCUUGAAGGAACAUGAUGAGUUUUUAAAACGUAUAAAAAAAUCUUUAUAUUAUUCCAAAUUACCAACGAAUGGAUGCUUAAGUUUGCCAGUUACUGAAUUGGUAGCUGAGUUUUUCACAGAAGCGAAGAGUGAUCAUACAUUGAAAAAGCUUGAAGUGGAAGAAGCAAGCAGAAUAUCUGAAAACGUUUCUCCUUGUCCUCUUGUAUUGGCUCUAUUGUAUAUUGAGAGAUUAAAGAACCGCAAUCGGGAAUAUCUUCAGCAUGUAACACCCUCUGAGCUAUUCUUGGUUUCCUUGAUGGUGGCCUGUAAAUUUCUAUAUGAAGUUGAUGAAGAAGAUGGAGUUUUCAAUGAUGAGUGGGCAAAGGCGGGACUAGUGACUGUGCAAUGGAUGAAUAAACUGGAAAAAGAUUUUCUUGCUGCAAUCGAUUGGACAGUGUGGGUACAAUCUCAGGACUUUUGGAAAAGACUACAACAACUGGAAAAAGAUGUGGCUUACCGGGAAGUACGUAAACGGGGUUGGUGCACGUACACUGAGUUGAGUUGCUUGAUGAAUCCCGUCCAGCUGAUCACGAUCGCGCAAACCCUAAUAAACGUCUCUUCAAUUUGCUUGGCGACUUAUGUUGCCGGUUUGGCGACUCUCCUGGGAUCCACUCUGGUCACUUGCUUCGUUGUAAAUAGUGUUCUGCCUGGAGCGUUGCUUGGUGUGAAACAACCGAAGAAUCUAGAAACAAAUGUUACACCAAUCGAGUUGACCUAUCCAUUAAUCAAUACGCAAUCUCAGGAGAUUGGCGACGACAAUUUGCUGAUAUCCGCCUCGUUGAACAGCGAUGAGAGCGUUGUGGAUUAUUCUUCAACUGCAGAAAUUGACAACAACAACAACAACGACGACGACGUAGUCUGGCAAUGGUGGUUGAACUCGACGAUGACUUGGCUGCCUGAGUAUUGCUCUUUGAAGAGUAACGUCGAGGUCCCGAAUUCCACUAGCAGAUUGUGUGUUAUGAAUGUUAAUUCUUCGUUCAACGCGUCACACAUUACGGAGAUAGAGAAGAUAGAGAAGAUAGAGGAAACGGAAGAUUUUACACUGGAAGAUUAUCGUCGCAAUGUGAAUUGGAAAGAAGUGCUAGCGCAAGAUUGGAGACCAUCGCAUCGAUUGAAUUACGAAAGUGUCUUUCGGUCGCCGUCAUUAAAAAAGGAUUUAACAUAUGCUUGCUGAUAGCGAUUUGCCUCUUAGACAGCCUUCUAAAAAAUAUAUACAUAUAUAUCUCUAUUUUUUGUACUAACUUUUUGCGAUCUAAUGUUCGAUAUUAACAAAUAUGUUUUUCCAAUAAAUAUUCGAUAUUGCAUACUAUAAACA
Linepithema humile (Argentine ant) is the source of this 1647-nucleotide messenger RNA. Its product is annotated as protein CNPPD1. Gene Ontology annotation, molecular function: cyclin-dependent protein serine/threonine kinase regulator activity; protein kinase binding. Gene Ontology annotation, cellular component: cyclin-dependent protein kinase holoenzyme complex; nucleus. Lineage: Eukaryota; Metazoa; Arthropoda; Insecta; Hymenoptera; Formicidae. The record is from RefSeq and is a predicted model, not a curated record. Gene Ontology annotation, biological process: regulation of cyclin-dependent protein serine/threonine kinase activity.